Actinia tenebrosa (Australian red waratah sea anemone) is the source of this 794-nucleotide messenger RNA. RefSeq lists its product as uncharacterized. Lineage: Eukaryota; Metazoa; Cnidaria; Anthozoa; Actiniaria; Actiniidae. The record is from RefSeq and is a predicted model, not a curated record.
AUCCUGUAGUGUUUUUUUACAGUUCUUUCUUGAGCAGAGCGGUGAAACAACUACAGUUUACACUGAAGACAAGAAAGCUGCAAUAGUUCUCCAAGAUGAACAAGUUAGCAGUAUUUUUCGUACUUGCUUCAUGCAUCGCCCUUACAUGGGCUUUUCCAAAUGAAGAAAAAAGAGAGGCCGCAGCUCCUAGAGCAGAAAGACGUAACGUAGUCGACUGUUCACCAUCAGCGGUAGCUGCUCUUCGACACUAUGGCGUCGAUGUUUCGCAAAGUCACUUAUGUGGGCCAAGCUCAAAGAGAUUCGCUUCUGAAUUUGGACGUAUUCUUCGACGAAGAGAACUGGAGUACGAAAUUUCAAGACCACGCUUUGCUCGUGGAGAAUUCAAUGCUUGCUGUAGCCCAGACUGCGACUGGCUUCUGACUUACCUGGAAAUCGACUCCACCGUCGUCAAGUGCAUUGACAAGAAAUAAGCUUCUCCAAGAUUGGAAACACCAAUUUAAAUCACCAACCACUAAAUUAAAAUCAACACACAUAAAGAAAAUAAAUAGAAUAAUCUAGCUUGAAAUAAAUAAACUAGGGAAUAAAAAACAACCAGUGAAAUAAAAUUUGGAUCCUCACACCGAACAUAACCAGAUACUUGUACUUACAGCGCAUGCCCAAGAGUUCAAAUAAUGACGUCACAAGGAAGCCAUUUGAAUGUCGUUCAGCAGGGUACUGUUGGGUUAUUUGAAUUUUUGUGUACAUACUGGCAUAACUAGACAAGAGUAAUAAAAAGACCUGCAAGUCACCUUGAA